UGUCAAAAGAACUCCUGAUUUUCAUAUUAGCGCACUGUAACGGUCCCAAGCCCGCAGUUUGGGAACCGUUGUCCCGGGGUAAUCGACCUCUUGCUCUCCGGCUCUCUGCCUCCGACUCCGCCUCUCAGCAGCAGCAGCACAUGAGCGAGCCUCUCCAGCCAGACUGCCGCCACCCGAAGCCCCUUCCAGCUCCAGCCAGGGUAAACUCCCCCCUCCCCUAACCGGACUCUGACAAACCGCUGUCCCAACGCGAACCCGCCUCUCUCACGCCAAAUGCGCUCCUACUUCUACCGGAAGAGGGAAAAAAGGAGUCAAAGUUGGAGAAUACGAUAGGACGGAGAAGCUACAUCGCACAAGUUUUUCUUCUUUGCCCCCAGUUUUUAGCCCCGCGGCGGGGCAGUAACAGCGAGGGCAGGCCGGGGCUGCUGGUGGCUACAGGAGACCGUAUGAUGUGGAUCUGGUACCUCCUGCUUGGUUCGGGGUCAGGCUCAAGAACUGUUGAGAGCCAGCUGCUUCCAGGGAACAACUUCACCACAGAGUGCAACAUCCCUGGAAACUUCAUGUGUGGCGAUGGGAAGUGUGUACCUGGUGGGUGGCAGUGUGACGGAUUGCCCGACUGCUUUGACAGGAGUGACGAGAACGGCUGUCCAAAGUUCAAGUCGAAGUGCGCUCCCACAUUCUUUGCCUGUGCUAAUGGCGUCCACUGCAUCAUCGGCCGCUUCCGCUGCAACGGCUUCAGCGACUGUCCAGACGGGAGUGACGAGGAGAACUGCAGCAACCCGCUGGUGUGCUCAGAGUCUCGCUUCAAGUGUCGAAAUGGCCGCUGUGUGGACCGCAGCUUCUUGUGUAACGGCCAGGACAACUGUCAGGACAACAGCGACGAGGAGCUCUGCCUGACGACAGCAGAAGCCCCUGGCCAGGACUUUGUGACACUUGACUACCGCCUGCGCUACUAUCCCAGCAUUACCUACGCGGUCAUCGGCAGUGCUGUCAUCUUCGUCCUGGUGGUGGCGCUGUUGGCCUUGGUGGUCCACCACCAGAGGAAGCGAAGCGUCCUGUUGCCCAGAGGAGUCAGAGGGAGCUCACACCACCACCACCACCACCAGCCCCUGCUGCUGUCCCGCCUGGUCAUCUUGGACCGAGGCCACGUCCAUCCCGGUGGUCCUGGUCUCUCACCCAGUUCCUCCCUCACAACAGGCCAGUACAGCUCAACAACUCAGGCGCUGCAGCUGCUGUCUGGGACCCUGUAUCCCUCUGGACUCUCCGUGGACUCACCCCCGUCCUACUCACAAGCUGUUCUGGAUGUCAGUCGGCCUCCCUGGUUUGAUCUCCCUCCUCCUCCAUACCUCCCUGAUAGAGACCUUCCAUCGGCAGACGAGCUGCCUGAGUACGAGGCCACACAAGACCCUUUGAACCACCAUCCAGCCUGUCCCACUGCGCCUUCCACACAGCGAACUGUGGCCUCGGGCUCACAGCUGAGUUCCAGCACCAGGGAAGAGCUGGAGCAGCAUUAGCCCCUUUAUUCUACUUAAACUGACAAUUGGUGGAACUUAGAGACUAAAGGACCAGGCUGCUGGGUUACUUGAGGCGAGCACAGUCCACUACAAGGACCUGCUGAGGAUAUUCAUCCAGGACUGUGAGACUAAACAGCAUCCCUACCUUACUUCUUUGGCUCCCUGAAGCGAAGACCUGCUUCCUGAGCCACACUGCUCUUGUAUGCUGGCUCACCCUGCUGGAGUCAUGGCUGCACUACACCUUCAUAUUCAGUGAUUUGGCCUUUAUUCAGUGCUGGUGAAUUGUAUUUUGUUUGAUCAGAUAACAGUGGCUACAGUCUGUGAGUAAACUGCCUUUCAUUAACAUAACAAGGAAAGCACAUUAAAAGGUCACUGGUUACAUGAAACUCAUGAUGCUCACACUACCUUACAUUUCACAUCUGCAACAUUAAGGUUAAUAAAAAUAAAAACACUACCUGAUGACAGGGUCAAAACCUAGCACAUGUCUGCUACAUUUGAAUUUUGACAGUGUUUUCUCACUUCUUACUGAAUUUAAAAAUGACAAUUCAUAAAUAUGUUACAGAAUAUAAAAGAAACAUAUACAGAGGUGCUGCAAAAAUCAAUUGUAAACAGCCUGUAAUAAAUAAAGUUCCUCUUUGUGUUGGUGGAACCCAAGACUGGAGAUAUUAAAGGUCAGGGUUUUUUCUGGUUAAGAUGCCAUUUUGGUUAAACUCCAACUAAAAACUUUUGUUGGACUUUUAAUGAUAAUAAUGAGGCAGAGUUUACAGUAUAUGUUUUUAUCAUUCCUCUGAAAAAAAAGAAUCAAUUGUGCAGGCAAAUAAAUGUUGUUACAUUUCCAUCAUUUCAACAAAAACAGGAUUUUGUUUUCGGCCUUAUUCUUCCAUUUGUGCCUUUAUAUAUGAAAUGUUUUCAUAUCUAGUUUUAAGCCUCAAAGUACAACAAUCCCUUAUGUGAGAUUUAACAGCGAGCUCCCACAAUAGCAAACAUUUAAGAUUCUUAAAUUCCGCCUGGCGAUAGUAAAUGUAUAAACUCGAGAGAAUCGUACUGAGAAGUAUUAAAGAGUGACUGGUGAAAUCCACACCUGAAGGAUCUGUGUUCAACACAUUUGUGUUCAUUUCAAAAUGGUUUGUAUGACACUGUACAUAGAUGGCAAAAAAUAUAUAUAUUUAGAAGUAGAAAAAUACUUUAAAGCUUAAAGGUACAGUGUGUAAAAUGUAUAUAAAAGACAUUUUCUGGGUAAUGAAAAACAACAAAGUCAUACAAUCAGGUGAAGUAUAAUUAUUUUAUCUUCAAUUUUUGCCAAAAAGAAAAAAACAAAAUUGUACACACUGGACCUUUAAAGUGAGAGACGAAUGUGUAGUAAAAUGUACAUAGUGUAUGUUGUUGCAUCUUGUUUUUUCAGCGGUUAAAAUACAGACACAAUGCGAACAAUCAAACCAAAGAUAAUCAUGAUUGAUCCUUUUUUCUUUUUUUUUUAGGGUAUUAUUAUCCAUCCAAAGGAAUGAUUGUGUCACAAAUGUUUGUAUCCUUAUUCUAUUAAAACAUCCAUUCUGUCCAAUUGUGCAUUUUUGAGUCAAACUGAAGUUUUAUUUGCUGUAAAACUGAAAAAACAGAAACACUACUCAGGAGAAACAAAAUCAUUCCAUCGUAUUAAGUUUGAUAUUUACAGAUUUGUAAUGUUGCCCACCAUGAUCCCUUUGUCUCUCUCUGUAGUCUUUAUAUUUAAAAAUUAUAUAAAAGUCUGACUCAGAGUUCAUGUGCAUGGGUCUUUCUAGACAUGAUGUAUCAUCAAAAUGUGUUUAUUGGAAAUGUAGCUGCAUGAAAUGGAUCAUCCAGGUAGAGAAAGCACAGAACCUCACAGAGAGCAAAUGACUUUCCCACAGUGUCAAUGAUCACACAAGGUUAAAAAGAAAAGCUGAAUCUGGAUCCACAUCACCACCGCAGCUAUUUCUUCCUUGGGUCAUUAACUAUAUUGUUUUCAUGACCAUUUCAUCAAAUUUUGUCCUUGUACUUUUUGAGUUUGGCAUAAACAAACGUGGACAUAAACAUAA
Solea solea (common sole) is the source of this 3565-nucleotide messenger RNA. RefSeq names its product low density lipoprotein receptor class A domain containing 3 (gene ldlrad3). Gene Ontology annotation, cellular component: plasma membrane. Gene Ontology annotation, molecular function: protein binding. Lineage: Eukaryota; Metazoa; Chordata; Actinopteri; Pleuronectiformes; Soleidae. The record is from RefSeq and is a predicted model, not a curated record. Gene Ontology annotation, biological process: receptor-mediated endocytosis. The transcript is spliced from 6 exons. The coding region runs from base 447 to 1514 and encodes 355 amino acids.